GGGGCCGCUUUCGCUUUGUGCGCGCCGGGGCGGCGGUACAUCAAAGCCUUCUAGUUCCCGCUCCGGCCUUUGACGGUCGCGUCGCGGCCGCUCGCUCAGUCAUCGCUCGGUUGUAGGCGAUGUCGGCGCGCCGUAGAUGAGCGACUCGCGCGCGCGCGCUCGCACGAGGAGCGCGGGCUCCUCGUCACGAGUGAUCUGCGGGAAAGUUUCGCGAGACGAGAAGGAACGGGGAUUCCUCGCCUACGUCGUUCGCCAGGGUGUUUACAUGUCCGUGCGAGACUUUGAGGCGUGAUAGGCGAAGGGGUGAGAACGCGAUUGGGGAGAGAAGAUGUCGCCUCGCGGUGGCAAGUGCGCGCGUGUCAGCAAGGUGGCGACCACGCCAAGGGGCGCCAAGCGCGCACCCAACACGUCUCCUCGGGUCUUACGGAAGCUGAAGAAACAACAACAACAACGUCGACGGUGGUGGCGACUACGCGACGACGACGACGACGACGACGACGACGACGACGACGACGACGUUAACGGCGACGGUGACGUCAAACGGAACGGCGAUCGCGACGACGAGAAUGGACAAGCCGCGGUGGUGCACACGACGGCGUGCAACGCCGAGGGUCGAUCGCAGUGGAGCGGGCGCAUGCGCCUCCUGGAGAGCAGCUCCGAGCCAGCCCGUGAAAACGGCGCCCCGUUGCCGCGUUGUUAUCCGGAGAGGCAACGACGACGAGAGAGACACGUCGCCGCGGGGAGGAAGCAUCGACCGGCGAGGUGCGCCGAGAACGCCACCGUCGUCGCCGGCUCCUCGUGCUCGUCGACGUCGUUGUCGUCGCCGCCGCCGGCCCUAUCCUCGCCCGCGUCCUCCUGCGCGUCCUCGCGCCGCUCGACCUCGCCGCCCUCGAGCGCCUCGUCGCCGGCGCGUUCCUCCACUUCGUCGUCGGUCACGAGCGAUCCGCUUGCGAUCAAGCCAGCGGCCGGGAAGCGGAAGCGGAACAACGACACCGGCGCGGCGACUCAUGGAGCGACGACGAUCACCUCCUCGACCACUGUGUCCACCACGUCACCGUUCCCCCCCGUGUCCACGUCUUCGGCGUCCUGCCGGACGACGACGACCACCCCGCGCGGCGUCGCGCCAUCGUCCUCGUCCGCUCUCGAGAGGCUAAGAAGUGUCCUUGAAAAUUACGAUCGCAGUCGAAUCUAUCUCGCCCACGUUUGCUACCUGGACUGGCGGGAUCUGCCGGGGUCAUCAUCGGACACGGUUGUUGGUGGCCGGCCGUCACUGGCGACCACGUUGUCUACGCAGGGUCAACAUGCUGACGCAGCCGGUGGUGUACGCGGGCGGUGGAGGGGUUCCUUAACCGCCGAUCUCUUUCUCUGGUGGUUCCAUCACGAGUUUGCCGUCACGGCAAUGGCGAUGCAUCCGGAUGGCGCCGUGCUGGUGGCCGAGAGCGCCGAUUACCUACCAUCGGAGGGUGACUGCGUCGCCGCGGACGGUCUGGUGCGGCUAUUUAUCGUUCCCAAGGACUGUAUGGAGACGCGGCUGGUGAUCCGAGAGCUUAGAGUGCGACUGGCUACCGGAUUACUGUCGAAAGCACGCUGCGGCGUUUACCGCGACAAGGUCUUCUCGAACUCGAGCGAGGAAGGGACGGAUCACCGAUUGGACGCGUACCUGAAAUGGUUCACGCUGAAAGAGGCAUUCGCGGAUUUGCAUCGCGCCUGGCUCAGCGUUCGGUCGGACACCUUUGCUCGCAGCUGGACGUUGCCGCGCGAUCGCGAUGAUUCGCUGGCGGGACGUAUCGGCGCCAUAUUGCCGUCCAGAAUCCACGCGGUGGACCAGGAGGAGGAUAGAAUGCUGCUGGUCGAGCUGCAGAAUCUUGCCAGGGAAGCCGGACUGGAAGUCGACGACGACGAGCUCGGCAGGUGGAUCGUGGACGAGGAGAGCGCUUUGGCACGCGUUGUCAGGAAACGAGAGCCAGAAGAGCCAGAGCAGGUAGGAUGUCGGGUGAAGAUCGAAGCGGAGGACAAAUGGUCGGAACGUAAUGGCGACGAAGAUGAAGACGGAAACGACGGCGUCGAGGAAGAUGACGAUGAGGACGAGCCGACUGCCGAGGAGGCUGUCGGGCUUCUCUCGAGGGUACUGACCUGGAUGGAGAGGGAACCCCUCGAUCCAGGACUCUUGCUGGCGGUCAGAUCGAUGCGCGAUACCGCUGCACUUAUGGCGGGCAAAAUGGCAGGCUUGGCGGGGACGCAUCCGGGCGGGUUGCCCUUCUUUUGCCCGAAUGGAGAACAUCUGACGCAACCACCUCCUGCCCAUAUGGGCAUACCACCCUACGGAGCACUGGACGCUGGCAAAGCGGCUGCCGCGGCCGGUCUCACGAGGGCACCAAUGUACCCUUUCUCGACGGGCCAGUAUCCAUAUCCCAUGCUUAGUCCAGAAAUGACGCAAGUCGCUUCUUGGCACACACCGAGCAUGUAUCCCAUCUCGCCGGCAAACGCCGGCUUUCGGAGUCCGUAUCCCACAAGUUUACCCAUCACGAGUUCCAGUUUAUCAAGUGAUCUCUACCGGUUUUCGCCGACGAGCCUCAUGCCACCGCAUCCAGGUCUCAGUCCGCACGCACACGCGUUGGCGUCGCACGCGUUGGUGUCCUCGGCGCCGAAGGCGGAUCACUCCACCCUGGAUCACAAUCACAGCGCCACGCGACAGGUGACGAAACCGUUUAGGAUCGUUCCAUGGAUCGUUUUGGAUCAUCUCGGCGGUGUGGCCGCGAGUAAACACCAGGCAGCCCCGUAUGUGGCGAUGGAGCCAGCCGAGUGCCUGGAGCCGCUGAAUUUGGUGAUCAAAAAGGACGACACUGACGACAGCGGGCCGGAAAGGAUCGCGGAGGCGUCGAUCGACGAGGAGAAGGACGCCGUUCUCGCGGCCGAGGAGAACGCGAUCGAGGAUAACAUGGCGAUACUCCAGGACGCGGUCAAGUCCGCCGAGUCCGGCGGUUUACCAGCCGCGGAUCACAAGCUCCUGACCGCGCUCUACAUGAGCAGCCUCAUGCAGAUGUCGAGUCUGAGCGCCCCGCGCAGCAUCGCGCCGCCGCCGUACGGCGCUAGCCAACAGCAGCAGCAGCAGCAGCAACAGCAGAGCUUCGUUCAGCUGCUGGCGAUGGUGGAGGCGCGACACCGCAUGUGGCAGCAGAUGAACUGGCCGCUGCCGCAAAACUUCCUGAGGAAUCCGCUGACGUUACCACCGACCGCGCCGCCGUACUUUGACGGCGCGACGACGACGCCGACGCCGGCGCCGACGCCGAACCUGACCGACCAGCUGUCCCAGAACGCCGCGCCGACCUACCCCCUAUCCUGCGCGAAACCCGAACCCCUGAAUCCUGAGGCCAAACAGUCCUACUUUAAUAAACGGUCUACGAUAGAACAGAAAAAUUCCACGUCGUUACCUACGGACAACGCGAAAGCCCAGGAUACGGGUCAACAAAACAAUCAAGAUAAAAAGAAACCCCAUAUAAAAAAGCCUUUGAACGCGUUUAUGCUGUACAUGAAGGAGAUGAGGGCGAAGGUUGUAGCAGAGUGUACCUUAAAGGAGAGCGCCGCGAUCAACCAAAUAUUAGGGAGACGAUGGCACUCGCUAAGCCGGGAGGAGCAGGCGCGGUAUUAUGAGGCGGCCAGGCAGGAACGCCAUCUGCAUCAACAACGAUAUCCCGGCUGGAGUGCCAGGGAUAACUACGGAUAUGGCAGCAAGAAGAAGAAGAGGAAGAAAGAGCGCUCCGCAGAUCCCACCGGAGGUAAUAACAUGAAGAAAUGUCGCGCCAGGUACGGAUUAGAUCAACAGAGCCAGUGGUGCAAGCCCUGCAGACGUAAGAAGAAAUGUAUCAGGUACAUGGGGGAGGGAGGAGACGGCGAUGGUGAAGCCGACGGCGAAGUCGAGGACGAUCACUCGGAGGACAAUCUGGGCAGCGUAGGUGAGGCGGGAACUCCUGAGGACGACGAGUCCCUCAGCAGUCCCGGAGGCUUGUCCGCGUUGUCUAGUCUGGCGAGUCCUUCGCUGGUCUUACCAUCACCCUCGAGUCUGUCCAGCCCGUGUCCGUGUCCGUUGACGCCCCCGGUGGCGCCGCCGCCCCUGUCGAACACUGGUCAAUCGGCGCACAAUCAACCAACGACGACAACCGCGGCGAUGGCUGGAGCGGCGGUGACGACGGCAUCGGCUGCGGCGACGCAGCAACCAACCCCGCAAACCCAUCGCAAUCCCGUCGGCACGAAUCCUCACGACAUCAAUAAUCCGCUCAGCGUGAAUCAGCUGACCGGGCAGUGUAUAAAGAGUGAGCCCGCGCCCUCGGGCCCUUCCAAUCCGGCGAUCAGCGUCACGUAGCCCCGGCCGGACCCACAUGACCGAACUGUUGCUACAUGCGGUGUCAUCUACGGGGUCCGUCUACGUGUGCACGCGAUAAGAAAGCCGGAUGACGAGGUGAUGAGAGACUGGCGAAUGAGAAAAACUUUCCCACAAUCACGAGGUUUUCACUUUUAAGAGAGGGGUUUUUGUUUCUCCGCCGAUCUGAUCAGGAGGGACCAGAUGAUAGGGAUUCAAGAUGAGUUUUAGUACUUUUAAAAAGAAAAACUCUCAAAGAUAGUCCGAGGGUUCCGCUCAUGAUAGUAGUUGAUCGUGCUUCGCUCGUGGGGAUCGAACGCGAUCUGCGGGGUUUGUUAUGCUCCAGAUCCGGCCACAAGGAGUCGUCGAUCGCCGCCUCGUCAUUGUGAUGAUGGUGUUGCCUUCGGUUGUUUUCUCCUGGCACAGCCUCGCUCUUAUGCAUUCGCCGAAGUAUAGGUCAUCCAGUGUCCCACAUACAAAUUCGGGAACUUAUUCCCGAUCAAGACAUUAUAUACAUGUGUAACAAACGAAAUAAAAACAAAUACGAUGCAAAAAUACUCAGGACCAAGUUUUUGGCUGUAGUCACCCGCUCGGUAAAGAGAAAGAUAUGUGAGCGAGAUGCGUAAGCGUGAGAGAAUAUGUAUGCGUGCGUGCGUACGAAGUUAGGAAAGAAAAAAAGUGCAUGUCCAGAUAAUAAAUAAUAUGACUGAAAGAACAGACUCGUUGGAGAUGCACGUGACGCAGCUUGUAGUCCUUGUUACGUUGUGAUGCCAAUGACUGAGAGGUCAUGUUCCUGUGCCAGCUACUAUACUCUAGAAAAGUAAUUAUAUCGCGAACAAGUAGCUAAGAGCGUAAGACGGAAGAGUUGAGAGAGAGCGCCGUGAAAAAAGAAUGAAA
Nylanderia fulva is the source of this 5254-nucleotide messenger RNA. The record is from RefSeq and is a predicted model, not a curated record. Lineage: Eukaryota; Metazoa; Arthropoda; Insecta; Hymenoptera; Formicidae.